Molecule: messenger RNA, 1768 nt
Organism: Ictidomys tridecemlineatus (thirteen-lined ground squirrel)
Lineage: Eukaryota; Metazoa; Chordata; Mammalia; Rodentia; Sciuridae
Source: RefSeq, a predicted model, not a curated record
GGGCAACCAGGUGGCCACCAUGACCAUCAUGGAGAUCUCAAUGCUCACCGGCUUCCACCCCAACGAGGAUGACCUCAAACAGCUCACCAGCGAGUGGAGAUGUAUGCGUUCCAGUAUGAGACCAAGGCCAGUUCCAGUAUCAGCUCCGUCGUUCUCUACUGGAAAAGGUGAGGCCGAAGGCAGCGACCCCACAGGGAGACUCCUGGCUGGGGUCUGCAGAGAGCCACUCCCUCUGGUCCGGUUGCCUGUAGUCAAGGCCACGUGGUCAGUGGCUAUGAGCAAUGGUCGGCACCACGAGGUCAGUGCCGCGUGGUCAUUCGGCUGGACUCUCCCCACCUGGCCCCACCUCCCGCCACCGGCACAGCUCUCCCACAGGGAAGGCACGGUGCUGGGCUUCCGGGUCCACACGAUGCUGCAGACCGACCUCCUGCAGGCCGCGCUGGUCACCGGCUACAACUACUCCCAGAGGUGCAGCGCCUUCUACCACCUGCCUCCCCGCCGGCCUCCCUGCGAAGGAUCUGCCACCUCGACGUCUGCAGAGGUGCCGAAGGUGCGCGGGCGGGAGCGCUGGGCCGCGGGGCUCGGGGUCCCCGGCUCUGGGCGGGGUGUCGCACACAAACAGGUAAAGGCCCAAGAGCACGGGACGGGCAGAGGCCAGAGGAGACCCGGGGCCCGCCAGGCGUGGCCAUAGCCCUGGGGUGGGGGGAAUAAAAGUGGCAAAGAAAAACGACAAAAAGAAAGCAAGAUGGACAGAGAGGGACGGAAAGAAGGAAGCAGGAGGAGGAGGACCGAUGGGGAGGCCCUGCGGCUCCCGAAGCCCAGACCCAGAGCAGCCCGCCCCCGAGGAAGGACGGAGGGAGGCUGAGGCAGGAGGAGCUCCAGGCGGCCGCGUGCGAGGCGGUCGUGGACUUCGUGUAUAAGGCCAAGCUGGAGGCCGUGGAGGCCGCUGGGUCGAGCCCUUACCUCUACUACCACAUGCAGCUGCAGGCCGUCAUCAAGAGCGGCCCGGACCCUGCUCUGCCCCUCAGAGUGAAGAAAUUUGUCACCCAGGCCACCUGCUAUGACUCCUUGGGGUUGCGAGAACAGGGGUCUUACGUCAUCCUGGGCCAGACGUCAGACCUGUGGAGAGUCAAGUCUGGGUGGUAGGAGACUCGGUGGCCCAGGGACUCAGGCCGAGAUGCCCCGCCCCCACUCCAGCCUGCCCUGGGUUUCCCCAUUUCUGCUGGAUGUCAGCAGGAGGUCUGGGACGGGAGGGCCACCCUGAACCUAGUGCAGGUCUCGCACUGAGUGACUUCAGGAAAGCUCAUUCACAAGAGGACCGCGUGACCAUGACCUCUGUUUCCCCGGGAGGGCAGAGAAGGGCCAGAGGGCCGGGCACUGUGUGGCCUUGUUUUCCUAAUCCUCAGUCAUAUGGGAAAAGGCUGGAGAUCCGGAGCUGAGACCCUCGAAGGCUGCCAACCAUGGCAGAAGGAAAAGGGGGGGAGGUCCCCAACCCCCAGGACACCAGACUCUCCUUACGGGUCUUGCUGUCCCCGACAGAUACAGCUAAGCGCCGGGCAAAAAGACGUUCCUCAUGCUUUGGCCAAGCCAUGGGGACAGGGGCAAGAAGGACUUGCUAGCACAGUGGAGGGGUUCUCAGAACACCUGAGCGCCCACGGCUGUGAUCCUGAGGCCCAAAGGCCUCUGCUGCUCCCGGGAAGGUGUCUCUAAGAAACUUUGGGUCACAGGGUUCAGCCCCAAAUAAAGAGCACCAAGUUCAGUAUGCAGA